Caenorhabditis auriculariae is the source of this 2031-nucleotide messenger RNA. The record is from the annotation of a GenBank genome assembly. Lineage: Eukaryota; Metazoa; Nematoda; Chromadorea; Rhabditida; Rhabditidae.
AUGUUGGUCAGCUGCUGCCAAGCGGUCGCUCACCACGAAGUUUACUGGAACUCGACCAACAGCGUCUUCGAGCCAUUCGACAACGCCAUCGACUCUCCGGGAUUCUACGAAAUCACCGCCACGCCUCAUGACGUCAUCAAGUUCCACUGUCCGAAAAGACGAGCGCGGGAAUAUUCGAUCAUUUACAAGGUGAGUGAUAAGAAAAAGGGAAGAAAAAAUGUAGGUAAUAUGAGCAAUAGAGAGUGUCAAGAAGUGCUGCCAAAAAAACAGAAAAAAAUGUGUUAGAUCGAAAAAAAUUUUUUUAAUUCAAAAACUUCUUUUUCAACUUAAAAAAAUUUGCCUCUGUUUAUCGCGAAAAAGUAGGGAGAAGAGAAAUUUGAAAAAAUUUAUAAAAAAAAAAACGUUGAUCUACAUUAAAACAUAUUCUGAUUGUCUGUUCAGAUUUGGAAUGUCAAGUAGAACCUAAACCCAAAUAACGCAGAACAAGUCUGCGCCUAAUGACGUCAUUUGGAUUCGAAAAUAAUUAAUUUCUGAGCAAUAUUUCUUUUCUCAAAGCCUAGACCAUUUAUGUAGGAGAGAGAAUUGAAAAAAAAACCGAUAUUUUAAGAAUACGCUUGUUUCGGCAUUAUUUUCAAAUCUGGAAUUUUCGGUGGUCCGAGAUGAUUUCGAAAAAUGCGCUCUGUCGGACUCAGCGCAAAGAGUUGGAACCUGCGAUGGCUCCAAGCACUCCCACAUCCAUCGGCACCUUCUGAAGGACGACGAACGAGAAUAUCACUACUUCAUCUGUUAGUUCUUCGAUCUGCUACAUUUAUUUCCAUGAGAAGCUCUUGUAAGCUUGAAGUUUCAGGGAAAAUUCGUUCAAAAACCAAAGUAGUUUCCUGGGAAAAAAAAGUUAGAGCUACAGUAACACUCCAUAUUCUGGAGCUAGGCGAACAUUCACGUAUACGGUAAAUUUGCUCAAUUUCUCCACUUUUUGGAGUCUACCUAAGCUCUGGACCUGGCAAAACUUUUAAAAGCACUUUGAAACCUUUAAAAUGAAAAAACUUCAGCGACGUCUAACGGCACUCUGGAAGGACUUCAGAACCGCCGGAUGGGCCUCUGUCUGAACAAGAACAUGCGACUCGCCGUUCAUCGAGAGGUCCCUAAAAUCGGAGGCGUUCAUGUACCUCUUGCCGACGUCGAAGUCGCCGCCGAUCGCCGAGAGGCCUAUCUCGCCGAGGAGAACGGAGAGCUCAAUUGGAAGAAGGACGUUAGGCCCGGUCAGUUUAGAAACUCUUCUUCUGAGUGAGCAGUUCAGGUCCAAGGGAAAAAAAAUCUAUAGGCUCUCUCUUUUAUAAACGAUUUAUUUUCUAUUUUUCAAAUGGCGAAAGGCUCAUACUCUUUCAGAAACUUCUUCCAAUCUAGGAGCUAGGAAUCUUUUUUUUCAAAUAUUAUUAUAUUCAGAAAUCUUGCUGGAUCUGCAAGAGAAGUUCGACAAAUCGCGUCAAACUGAGCCCGUCGAGCUCGAGGAGGAAAAAACACUGCCAACCGACAGGGUUUGGUGAGUUCUGCACGCAUGUUCAAGGCGGCCGGUCGUAUUACGGGAGUCAAGCUAGAUUUUUCGGGAAUAAAAUGAAGACUUUUUUACUUUUUGUGACGUAACUUAUCAUAAUGUGCAAAAGAAAAAGAAGUUGCAUCCCUCUCUCUCUCGUUCCUCCGAAUUAUAAAAUAAUUUCAUGAUACCAUCAAAAUUGUCAUUCCUUGUGAGAAAAACAGGAAAUUCAAUCUGUUUUUUCAUAUUCCUUCCAAUUUAUUCCAUGCGAUCAAAUCUUUUUCACAGAACACUUCCAAAUAACUUUCAAUUUAUCUUAUUGAAAACCCAAAUUUUCAGAUCUCAAUUGACCUCAAGGACGAAAUGAGCGCCUCAAGUGGUUCGUUCAUUUUCUGUUUGAAAGAAAAACGCCUCAAUUCGAAGGAUCGAUCCAUUUUUUUGCAGGAAAAUCUCUCUUCUUCGCCAUGACAAUGGCUGCCGUGGCCUUGGCGAUGCACUGA